Eruca vesicaria subsp. sativa (arugula) is the source of this 2638-nucleotide messenger RNA. The record is from the annotation of a GenBank genome assembly. NCBI's taxonomy places the organism in Eukaryota, Viridiplantae, Streptophyta, Magnoliopsida, Brassicales, Brassicaceae.
UUCGCCAUUGACGAAGCACUCGAAGAAGAGAGAAAGUUGAAUUUAGGGAUUUUCUGGGAAACGUUUGAUGUUAUUGUGAUAAAUAAUCAGGUGAGAUCGAACAAUCUAGAGGACGAUUCGGUGUGAAAUUUUGAAUCCUUUUGAUAUUUAUUUUCCCGGGAAACUUGUGAUGUUGUGGUUUAGAUUCUGAGUGGUGAGAGGAAUCUCUUGUGUGUAUUAUUGUGAGGAAUUGAGGAUGACUGAUAUUGAUCCUUUGCAUCAAAAACCUGAGUCUAUGGACGGUUCCGGUGCUGAUUUUGCUCGUCGUUUUGAGGAUUUCAAUGAAGAUUUUAUCUUAUCCGGUUCUUGCAAUCAAGAAAAUGAUCAUGAUCAAGAGGAUGAACAAUCUCUGAGGAGGAGAAGGAGGUCUGAUCUCGAAGGUGACGACAUAGCGGAAUCCUCUGCUGCGAGGAGGCGUCAGUCCAGGAUUCUGAGCCGUUGGGCUGCAAGGCAGGCUCAGGAGAUGAUUACCACCAUCGAGAGGAGGAACCGUGAGUCUGAACUCAUUGCCAUUGCUGGUUUGCAUGCUGUCUCUACGCUUGAUGCUUCUUUCCUUAGGGAGGAGACACACUCUCCUCCUCCCUCUUCGAGGCGGCAGGUUACUGCUGAGAGGCCUAGAACUCAAGCAUCUGAGAUUUUUCAGAUGUGGAGAGAGUUGGAAGAUGAACAUGUACACAACAUGGCACGUGAGAGGCUGAGACCGAGGCAAAGAAAUGCUAAUGCAUCUGAGAGUCGGGUGAACAAUGAGAGCCUAAGGGGUUCAAGUGAGAGUGAGAGUGAUUAUAGAUCUUCCAGUAGAGAACAGUCUCCAGAUCUUGGCGAUGUUGAGAGUGAGAGGGUGAGACAAAGUGUACGUGGAUCCACAGAUAGUGAUUAUGUAACUAAUGUAAGACGGAGAGACGAUAACCUUAGAGGAGAACUGGUUGGUGAUACUGAAAGAGAGAGAGUCAGGGUUAUCAGGGAACGGAUGCAAAUGAUAAGUCAGCAGCGUGCAAGUCGAAGAGAUGAUCAACAAGAUGACAUGACUCAUGAGAGUACACAAGUUCAGAGGGUCGGUGAAGGGUUAGCCGUCGAGGAUGAGGAAGGGCGGCGGGAGCAUACUGAUAGAGAUUUGCGGAGAUUACAAGGAAGGCAGGCAUUUGUUGAUUUGAUCAUGAGGAUUGAACAAGAGCGGCGACAGCGAGAGCUUCAGGGUUUGUUGGAGCAUCGUGCAGUCUCUGACUUUUCUCAUCGCAACCGGAUUCAGUUGCUUCUUAGAAGAAGAUUCUUGCGGAAUGAGCCACCUGCAGAGGAAGUUAGGGCUCCAUCAAUGGCAGCAAGUGAACUUCGUCAGCUAAGAGAAAGACAUACAGUUUCUGAUUUGCGGGAAGGAGUCCGUGAGAGGCUAGAAAGCAAUACUAAUGGCGAUAACAUCAAUACUUCCCGGAUUAACCGAACAAUAGCUAAUACUACUGAGGAUUCUCAGAGGCUAAAUGAGAGCUCGAGUUCUUCUAUACAGGGGACUGGUACCCCACUCUUACCUAACAAUUCUGGCAGGUCGGGAAGUAACCGAACAGAUGCAGAUAGAAAUUGGGGGGAUGAUACUAGUGAAGAAAGGGUUUGGCCUGAAGUUUUCAGAACAGGCCUGGAAGCAACGUUAAGCCAGUUAAGUGAAAGGGAUGAUGGUAACCCAAUUAUAAACGAACAAGAAAACUUAGUUGAUGACCUGCACCAUGACGGAACUAGAAAUUCAAAUGCAACUGUUAUAGCAGAAGGUCAGAGUGUAUGGCCUGCAGAUAACACUAGACAGUCUGGUGGAAAUUGGCCAGAGACACGGUUUGAAGCACUAAGGAAUCGCCGUGUAGCACCAAUGAGAAGAUUAAACAGGCUCCAUUUACCUGACGAUAAUCUUUACAGCAUUGAGCUUCGAGAGCUACUAAACAGGAGAAAUGUUUCUAACCUUCUACGUAGUGGUUUCCGUCAAAAUCUGGAUCAACUGAUACAGUCCUAUGUUGAGAGGAGAGGAGGUCUUGCUCACGCUGACUGGGAUUUUCAACCAGCAAUAUCGGAUCCUAGAGAACAUCUUACAGAGCAACAAAGGUUUCCACAAGACGAGGAACAGCUUGAUGGCAUUAAUCCAUCACAAACGCUGCCAACUCCACCAGUGCCUCCACCACAGCCAACAAGGCAUCACACCAACUUCGCUCGUCACUCUCUGCAUCGAUCUGAACUUGAAUGGGAGAUGAUGAACGACUUGAGAGGAGAGAUGGCUAGACUUCAGGAAGGAAUGAGUCAUAUGCAGAGGAAUUUAGAAACAUGUCUGGAUAUGCAGUCUGAGCUGCAGCGUUCUGUUAGGCAAGAGGUCUCUGCAGCUCUAAACCGAUCUCCCGGUGACCAAGGUCUUGGACCAGGAACAUCCGAGGAUGGGUCGAGAUGGGGUCAUGUAAGGAACGGGACUUGCUGUGUCUGUUGCGAUACCGACAUAGAUGCCCUCUUGUACAGAUGCGGGCACAUGUGCACUUGCUCGGUGUGCGGUAACGAGCUAGUCAGAAAUGGAGGGAAAUGCCCGUUGUGUAGAGCGCCAAUCCUUGAGGUAAUCAGAGCCUAUACUGUCGCAUAA